AUGUCUAAGAAACCACGAGGGAAUAUCCAUAAAAUUCGACAAUUUGAAUUGGAAAAGAUACAUUUGGUCGAUGAAUUUGAUAUACUGCAAAUUGUCGGCGAAGGAUGGUUUGGCAAAAUUCUCUUGGUCGAACAUCGAGCAUCCCAUACAGAAAUGGUACUAAAAGCGGUGCCCAAACCCUAUGUCUCACUAAAUGAUUUCUAUCGGGAAUUUCAUUAUGGUCUACAUUUGGGUAUACAUCGAAAUAUUGUGACCACCUAUGAUGUGGCCUUCGAGACGGCUGGAUUUUAUGUAUUCACACAGGAGUAUGCUCCGUUGGGUGAUCUAACCUCAAACGUUACCGAUACCGGGGUUGGUGAGGUCUACAGCAAACGUGUGGCCAAACAAAUUGGUUCCGCCUUAGAUUAUAUGCAUUCAAAAGACAUUGUUCACCGUGAUGUAAAAUUAGAUAAUGUUCUAAUAUACCGUUCCGAUUUUACCCGUGUAAAGCUGUGUGAUUUUGGUGAAUCAUUUCAAACAGGCACCCUUGUCGAAAGACGCAACGAAUGGCUGCCAUACAGUCCACCCGAAGUAUUAGAAAUUAAGCCCGAGGGAACAUAUAAAGCUGAUCCCAGUCAUGAUGUUUGGCAAUUUGGCAUUGUGAUAUUCGUCUGCCUUACGGGUUGCCUGCCGUGGCAAAAGGCUGCCUCGGAUGAUCCCCGAUAUAUGCGCUAUUUGAUAUGGCAAAAUAGUAUGAUGUUGGCCAUGCGGAGGACACCAAAGCUUUUCAAAUUACUAACAUCACGAGCUCAGCGUAUGUUUAAGAGAUUUCUAGAGCCUAGGGCAGAUCGAAGGCCGAAAACCCUUACGGAUUUAACAAAAUUCUUAGAUGAUCGUUGGUUGGCAAAAACGGCUGAGAAAGAAAUGGCGGAAUAUGAAACGGAUGAAUUGUGUCCAUCAAUGUAUUCCUUUCACAGCAGUCCCGAUGAGAAGAAUCGUUUGCUUUUUAAUUUGGCCGAUUGUGGUAUCGAGACAAAUGUCGAUAGGCAUAUAAAGAAGAUAAGAAUCAAGGAAUGGAUAGAGUCUUCGGUUAUCACAGAAGAGGAUGAGGAGGAACUGGAAGAAACCAAUUCAGCAUCAUCGCCCUCCUCAUCGGUUUCCCGAGAACCGGUACGUGGUCACAUUUCCUCGCUGCGUUCUUCCUCCACCGAACAGCCAAAGGAAAUUAAGACAACCCUUAAGGAUGCCAAUCAAAAACAUUUUGAUCCUCGUACUGGGGCCGUCCAAGUGGGUCCCAGUGAAAUGGGCACCGCUCAAUUUAAUCAACAGCAAAAAUCUGAUAGUCCCUCUUCGAUGGCUAGCAACCUUUCGACCAUGAUGAAUAAUGACAGUUUGGCCGGUAGUUUGGUAACUCUCGGCUCCAGAGCCGAUUUAAUUUCCAGCAGUAUGGAAAUUUACAAUUCCACCAAUACCGAUCUGAAUCGUUUGGUAGAUCUUAGUCAGAGUUAUGAUCAGUUAAGUGAUGCCAAUGAAAAUUAUACCACAAAUUUUGCACCAACAUCGCCGAAUAAGAAUUCAAUUGGUGUUGGAACCUCCAAACCAAUGGGUGGUAAUAAAAGUAUUUUACAACGUUCCAAAUCGGAUUCGCUGAAGAAUGCUCUAUUUGCCAGUACUCCGGCAUUGGAUAGUAGCAGCAACAACAACAAGAACAACAGCAACAAACAAUGGCAAGCGGUGCAGCCGUUGCAGCCCCAAAAUAAUAUCAACAACAAAUCGGUAACAUUUUCCGGUUUGGCCAAUUCAUUGCAGACCAUGGCUCCGCUACUUAUGCCCGGUAUGGGAGGCGGCAACAAUAAUGCCAAACAACAACAGCAGCAGCAACAGAACUCAAAUCCAUUACAACAAAAAUCCGAACAAAACCAAAAUAUAUUCUAUGACUCUCACGUCAAAGAUAGUGCCUAUGGGUCAACAGAAAUCCAUGAAUCCCAAUGGAAUAACUCCACCACCACCAAUGGUAAAAUUCAACCUUCAAUGAAUGGCAACAAGUUGCAAAAUGGCACCACAUAUUCCCCACAAAUCAUCAACAAUCCCAUAUCGACGGUACGCACACAAAAUUCCCAAGGUCAAAGGACCUAUACCGGAGCCAUGACAACAACGGCAUUGAACAGCAUGAAAGACACCGCAUACGAUCGCAUCAAUCCGAAUAAUUUCAAGAAGAGAAGAUGA
Messenger RNA from Musca vetustissima, 2205 nucleotides. Its product is annotated as serine/threonine-protein kinase par-1-like. Gene Ontology annotation, biological process: peptidyl-threonine phosphorylation; peptidyl-serine phosphorylation. The transcript has 6 exons. The record is from RefSeq and is a predicted model, not a curated record. Lineage: Eukaryota; Metazoa; Arthropoda; Insecta; Diptera; Muscidae. Bases 1 to 2205 code for a protein of 734 amino acids. Gene Ontology annotation, molecular function: ATP binding; protein serine/threonine kinase activity.